AUGAAUAAUCAGAGUAAACCGAAAAAUCCCUGGAAUAAAAACGUACAAAACCAACCGAAGAAGAAGCCCAACAAGACCUCUCCAACUCCUUCUCAAGUAAAGUUCAACGAAGCUCAUGCGAAACUCCAAGCAUCCGUCCACAAGCAUGUGCAAGAAUACGAAUCUUCUUCGGAAGAAGAAGACCUAGAAUCGAAUUCUCUAAUAGAUUCCAUAUUAAAUAACUACAGGAAAAACGAUGCGGAAGAAGAAAACGUCCAAAAAACUGGAAAUUUGCUGCGUGAUUCCUUUCUAUCGGGAGCCGUAACUUGUCUAAUAUGCAUUUCCAGAAUUAAGAAAGAGAAUGAGAUUUGGUCCUGUGUGAAUUGCUAUGGACAUUUCCAUCUAAUGUGCGUUCAACGAUGGUCGAAGGAUACGUUAACCCAACAGAAACACGCCCUUCAAGAGCAGACACCUGCGAAAGACAUCCGGCUAUGUUGGUGCUGUCCUAAAUGCCGCCACGAAUACACUUCUUCAGACGUUCCAGCGAAAUAUUUAUGCUUCUGUGGCAAAGCCGAGAACCCCAAAUACGAUCCCUAUCUCGUGCCACACUCCUGCGGCCAAAUCUGCAAGAAGAAAUUGAAACCGCUUUGUGGCCACACUUGUCUACUUCUUUGUCAUCCAGGACCAUGCCCACCUUGUCCGGUUACCGUUAACAUCACUUGUUAUUGCGGUUCACAACCGCCUAGGGUUCAGAGAUGUAGCAAAAAAGAUUGGUCGUGCGGCAAUGCUUGUGGCAAAAUUUUGGAAUGUGGUAAACACGCUUGCUCGUCCCCUUGCCAUUCGGGUGAUUGCCAACCUUGCCCGAAGAAGAGCAUACAAAAAUGCGUGUGUAAAAGCCAACAGAAACUCAGAGAUUGUGCUAGCCCAGUGUGGCAAUGUGAUAAGGUUUGCGAUAAGCCUCUUGAUUGCGGUAACCACAAAUGCGAACAAAUAUGCCACACCGGCGAUUGCGGUAGCUGCCCGUUGACUAAACCCAGGACUUGUCCCUGUGGAAAAACCACGUUCUGCCUUCCUUGCGUGGAAGAAACCCCGACUUGUCCGGAUACUUGCGACAAGCUGCUGGACUGCGGGGUGCACACUUGCAAUCUUCGAUGCCACAAGGAGAAAUGCGGCGUGUGCCUCGAAACGGUGGAGAAGCUCUGCAGGUGCGGACAAUACUCCAAAGAAAUCCAAUGCUACAAGCCCUAUUUGUGCGAAGUCAAGUGCAAGAGGAUGAAAGAUUGUAACAAGCACCCCUGUAACAGGAAGUGUUGCAACGGUAAUUGUCCGCCGUGCGAGAAACCGUGCGGGCGCACCCUUAAUUGCGGCAAUCACAAAUGCAAUUCCGUGUGCCACAAAGGUCCUUGUUAUCCUUGCAGCGAAACCGACGAGGUUUCCUGUAGAUGUGGAGCGACCAAGUUAGCCGUACCCUGCGGACGUAGAAGUAAAACCAAACCACCGAAAUGCAACUUACUCUGCAUGAUACCUCCGGAUUGCCAUCACGAAAGAAGGUUAAACCACAGAUGCCACUUUGGCGAUUGCCCGCCUUGCAAGCAAACCUGCGGCAAAACGCACGCCGAGUGUUCGCAUUCGUGUCCUGCGACCUGCCAUUCGGCCGUGUUGGUGAAAAUCGAGGGCCAGAAAGCCUCGAUGCCUUGGGAGCAAGUCAAACCGCAACUGGUACGGCAGGACCUGCCGUGCCCGGACUGUCUCGUCAACGUGCCCGUUACGUGUUUGGGCGAACACGAAACCUGCGAGUGGCCUUGUUACAUGGCUACACCGUCCAGUUGUCACAGACCGUGCGGUAGAUUGUUACAAUGCGGCAAUCACACUUGCUGCCAAUUGUGUCACGUCGUCGAAAAUGCCGUCGAUGGAAUUAAUGCUGGUUCGAAUUGCGAAAUUUGCGAAAGCAGUUGCACCAAAGAUAGACCGGUAGGUUGUACCCAUGCUUGUCCGAAACCUUGUCACCAAGGUGAUUGUCCACCCUGUAAAACGAUGACGAGGAUAAAAUGCUAUUGCGGACUUAAUCAAUUAUACGUAAAGUGCUCAGAUUGGUUGGAUGAAGAGAAGAAGCUCGAAAUACAAGCCUGCGGUAACCAAUGUCCCAAAAAUUACGAAUGUGGCCACAGAUGCAAAUCGAACUGCCAUCCCGGUCCGUGUCCGAACGCUGAGCAAUGCAAGAAGAAAGUGAAAGUCUCGUGCAAAUGCAAAAGGAUCAGGAAGGAGUUCUCCUGCGAGACCGUGCGGAAAAAUAUGGCUGUCGUAGACUGCGAUCAAAUAUGCGAGGAAAAGAAGGAAGAAAGUAAGAAGAUCAGGGAGGCCGCUGAAGAGCAGAAGCGAAAGGAAGAGGAGAUUAAAAGUAAAAAAGAGCUAGAACGGUAUCAAAAGAUGUUUGAAGGGAAGAAGAAAACUAGGGAUAGAAGAAGACAUGACAACGAAGAAGACGAAGGUUUCUUUAGGAAAUAUCGGUUAAUUUUAUUUAGCGUGCUGAUUGUUUUUAUAUCUGUAUGUGGGUAUCUACUAAUAGGUUCCAAUUAA
Messenger RNA from Phyllotreta striolata, 2556 nucleotides. The record is from the annotation of a GenBank genome assembly. NCBI's taxonomy places the organism in Eukaryota, Metazoa, Arthropoda, Insecta, Coleoptera, Chrysomelidae.